Molecule: messenger RNA, 1002 nt
Organism: Gastrolobium bilobum
Lineage: Eukaryota; Viridiplantae; Streptophyta; Magnoliopsida; Fabales; Fabaceae
Exons: 3
Coding region: 1-1002 (333 amino acids)
Biological process (GO): lipid metabolic process
Cellular component (GO): membrane
Molecular function (GO): oxidoreductase activity, acting on the CH-CH group of donors
Source: RefSeq, a predicted model, not a curated record
AUGGGUAGUGGCAGUGCUAGUGUUAGCAAUCUGAAGAACGCCAUCAUAGCAUUCUUGGUUCCUCUUCCCUCCAUCCUCUUCUACCUUUCAUUCCUCUCAGCCAUUAACGGUACUGUUGCUGACCCAAAAUCUUCAUCUUUUUGGUCAAUGCUGUGGGGAUGGUGCCAUCACCACCCUCUGCUAUUAGCCAAUGUCCUUUUCUUCUUCAACGUCAAUUUGCUCUUUUGGAUCAUCGGCACAAUCCAAUCCAGCCAUUGGAUGAUUGACCCCUAUUGGACAGUGAUACCUGUCAUGCUUGUUCAUUACUAUUCAGCUCACCCUUUGGCUCAGUAUCAUUGGUGGAGGUCGAGGAUCGUGAUCUUGUUAACAUGGUUGUGGAGUAUUAGGCUCAUCCAUAACUACUUCAGACGAGAAAAGUGGCAAUGGGGUGCAAGGGAGGAUUGGCGUUUCACUGAUAUGAGUCAACAGUAUAAAAGGAAUUGGUGGUGGGCUUCCUUCUUCGCCAUCUACGUCCCUCAGCAGGUUUUUCUUAUUGGAUUAUCACUUCCUUUCUACGUUAUCCACUCGGUCAAUCAGCCCUUGAGCAUGUGGGACUUGGUAGCCAUAGUUGUCUGUGUAUCUGGCAUUGUCAUAGCAUACUUUGCUGAUACUCAGCUAUAUAACUUUGUGAGUAGAAAUGACAAGCUAAAAGGCCUAGAUAAACCCGUGGUCCCUGUACUUGACAAUGGUUUGUGGUAUUAUUCUCGGCAUCCAAAUUACUUUGGUGAGCAGCUGUGGUGGUGGGGACUAGUUGUAUUUGCUUGGAACCUCGGAUAUGGAUGGACCUUUAUAGGAGCAUUGGCUAAUACCAUGUGUUUGACCUAUGUGACUAAGCUUGUGGAGGACCGAAUGUUGAAACAAGAUCACAGAAAAGAGGCUUAUAGCCUGUAUCAGAAGACAACCUCUGUAUGGGUACCUUGGUUCAAAUCCUCUCCCUUAGAACUAAAAAGUAAGAAUGCUUGA